Messenger RNA from Paramecium pentaurelia, 1009 nucleotides. NCBI's taxonomy places the organism in Eukaryota, Ciliophora, Oligohymenophorea, Peniculida, Parameciidae. The record is from the annotation of a GenBank genome assembly.
AUGGAUAUUGAAAUAUAUGAAGCAAAUUUCAGGGAUAAAGUAGAACAUAGAAAAGAAAAUGGAAAGAAAUUCAUAAAUGAAUAUGAAUUGUUAGAUGAACUAGGAGAAGGAUCAUUUGGAAAGGUUAGACGUGUUACUAGAUAUUUUAAAGAAACAGAAGAAUAAGAAGAACUUAGUAAAAGUGAUUAUGCAAUGAAAAUAUUUCAUAAAACAGUUUUAGCUCAUUAAAGAACUUGUUUUUAUGAAAGUAAUUCAAAUGAUCCAAAAAUGACUAAUUUAUUAGAGUUUGCAGAUAAUGAGAUCAAUAUUCAUAAAUAUCUUAAUCAUCCAAAUAUCUGCAAAUUAUAUGAAAUAAUAGAUGAUGAAGAUGAUCCAUAACAAAAAAUAUAUUUAAUUAUGUAAUUGGGUGAUUUAGGUUGUAUUAUGAACUUCUGUGAAAUUACAUUUAAAUAUAUUAGAAAUUAGGCUAUUCUUGAUUAUCUAAAAAUGAAUUAUAUGCAAGCAGCUAAACUAUUAUUUAAAUAGAUUGCUUAAGCAAUAUAGUAUCUUCAUGAACAUAAUAUAGUUAAUAGAGAUAUUAAAAUUGAUAAUAUUAUAUGCACUACUUUAUAUCCAUUAGAUUAAUGUUGUAAAUUAAUUGACUUUUCAACUUCAAGAAUAGCUGAAAAAGAUAGUAUAUUUUAUGAUUGUGCUGGAACUCCAGGAUUUAGAGCACCUGAAGUAUAAUUUUGUUUAAAUGAUGGUUAUUCUCCAUUUAAAUUAGAUGUUUGGUCAUUUGGAAUCUGUUUAUAUAUUUAUACACAUGAAAAAGUAAUCAAUUAACUUAUAUUAAUAGCUACCAUUUUGGGGUGAAGGAGAUUUAGAAACAGAUUUAUUAGCUAGAGAUUAACCAUUAUAAUUUGAAGUUUAGGAUGAUUUACUUAUCAAUUUAAUAAAUAGUUGUUGUGCUAAAAAACCAUAAGAUAGACCAACAAUAUAAGAAAUAUUAGAUCACGAAUGGUUUAAAUGA